Molecule: messenger RNA, 2400 nt
Organism: Neoarthrinium moseri
Lineage: Eukaryota; Fungi; Ascomycota; Sordariomycetes; Amphisphaeriales; Apiosporaceae
Exons: 1
Coding region: 1-2400 (799 amino acids)
Biological process (GO): rRNA processing
Cellular component (GO): nucleus
Molecular function (GO): nucleic acid binding; ATP binding
Source: RefSeq, a predicted model, not a curated record
AUGCCCACCAGAACCUCCGGCUCCCAGCCGAACGGCAAGAAGAGGAAGCACAACGCCGAGCCCAAGUCGCUGAAGCGCAAGCGUGUGCAAGAUGACCUGCAAGAGCUGCUGAAGAAGGUCGACGACUUCGACCCCAAGACGGCCGAGAUCACAAAGUUCACCGACCUGCCGCUGUCGACACCCACCGCCUCCGGCCUCGAGGCCUCGCACUUCCAGAACCUGACCGACAUCCAGGCCAAGGCCGUGGGGCCUGCCCUCAAGAGUCGUGACAUUCUGGGAGCAGCCAAGACCGGCUCCGGCAAGACCCUGGCCUUUCUCGUCCCGGUCCUGGAAGCCCUUUUCCGGGCGCAAUGGACCGAACACGAUGGCCUCGGCGCCCUCGUCAUCUCGCCCACGCGAGAGCUGGCGGUGCAGACCUUUGAGGUGCUGCGGAAGAUCGGGCGAUACCACACCUUCUCGGCCGGUCUGAUCAUCGGAGGCAAGAGUUUGCGCGAGGAGGCCGAGCGCCUGGGGCGGAUGAACAUCCUUAUAUGUACGCCCGGAAGGAUGCUGCAACAUCUCGAUCAGACUGCUGGCUUCAGCGUCGAUUCACUACAGGUCCUAGUGCUGGACGAAGCCGAUCGUAUCAUGGAUAUGGGUUUUCAGACUGCCGUCGAUGCCCUUUUGGAGCAUCUCCCCAAGUCGAGGCAGACAUUGCUGUUCAGUGCCACGCAGAGUCGCAAGGUGUCGGAUCUUGCUAGGCUGUCCCUGAAGGAUCCCGAGUACAUCGCCGUCCACGAAGCCGCCGCCUCUGCCACACCAACAACGCUCACCCAACACUACCUGGUUACGCCGUUACCCGAAAAGCUGGACACUCUGUAUUCAUUCAUCAAAUCAAAUCUCAAGAGCAAGAUCAUCGUUUUCAUGUCAUCAGGAAAGCAAGUUCGGUUCGUCUACGAGAGUUUCAGGCAUCUACAGCCUGGUAUUCCAUUGCUACAUCUCCACGGACGUCAAAAACAAGUUGCGCGGAUGGAGAUAACCAGAAGAUUCACGUCAGCACAGUUCUCCUGUCUCUUGGCAACGGAUGUCGUUGCCCGAGGUGUUGACUUCCCGAGUGUCGACUGGGUGGUGCAGAUGGACGCCCCAGAGGAUGCCGAUACCUACGUUCACAGAGUCGGUCGGACUGCUCGAUAUGAAAGAGACGGCAAGGCUGUACUGUUCCUUGACCCGAGCGAGGAGGAAGGCAUGCUCAAGCGACUGGAGCUGAAGAAGGUGCCAAUACAAAAGGUCAACGUGCGCGACAAGAAGAAGAAGCAGAUCACCCAGCAGAUUCAGGACAUGUGUUUUCAUAACCCUGAUCUGAAGUACCUCGGCCAGAAGGCCUUUAUCAGUUACACUCGCUCAGUUGGUCUGCAGAAGGACAAAGACGUCUUCGACAUUCGGGCGUUGGAUCUGGAGGGAUACUCGGUAAGUCUGGGUCUGCCCGAGAUGCCGCGCGUGAAGCAUCAAAAGGCAGAGGAUAUCAAGAAGAUCAAGAACAGAUCACGUGCCGAGCUUUCUAGUGGUUCUGAGUACGAUUCCGAUGGAGAGAAGAUUAAGAAACCCAAGAAGAAGGAUGAGGUCCGCACAAAAUACGACCGCAUGUUUGAGCGCCAGAACCAAGACGUCUUGUCGACACAUUACUCGAAUCUCCGCCCAGAGGCCGAAGAGGACGAUGACUUCUUCGGCGUUAAACGCGUUCUUGAGGGCGACGAGCUGGACAGGGAGGCCAACGGCGGCGCCGCGCCUGCUAGCAAGGUUGUGCCCGUCUACGGAGGCCAGGAGCUCAUCAUUGACUCGAAACGUCGGGAGAAGCUCAUCAAGUCCAAGAAGCAGAUGCUCAAGUACAAGGGCAAGGGCACCAAGCUCGUGUUCGACGACGACGGCGAGGCGCACCAGAUCUACGAGCUCCAGGACGAGGAUGACUUCCAGCAAGAGGGUUCGGCGGAGGCACUGCGACAGCGGUUCGUUGAGGAGGAGGCCGAGCGCGUCCGCGAGGCUGACGUUGACGACAAGCAGCUUGCUCGUGAGAAGAGGCAAGAGAAGAAAGCCAAGCGGAAGGAGAGGGAGCGCAUGGAGGAGGCGGGCGAAACGGAUGUCCCCGGACGCAAUGCGCCGGCACUCGGCACCUCCGAGGAUGCUGAGAACGCGCUGGACUUCCUACGGUCGCUGCCCGUUAGUGGUGGUGGUGAUGGCGAUAGCGAUGGCGGCGAAGAUGAGCCGCCCGCCAAGAAGGCCAAGAAGUGGUUCCAGGAUGACUCGGACGACGAGGCGGAGAAGAAGAAGAAACAGAAGGGCAGGGGUAAGGUCAUUGAGGUCACGGACGAGCCGAAUAACUUGGAAGAUCUCGAGGCCUUGGCCACGGGGCUGCUGGAUGAUUAG